Messenger RNA from Cololabis saira (Pacific saury), 2777 nucleotides. Its product is annotated as collagen alpha-1(XIX) chain. Bases 144 to 2777 code for a protein of 877 amino acids. The record is from RefSeq and is a predicted model, not a curated record. NCBI's taxonomy places the organism in Eukaryota, Metazoa, Chordata, Actinopteri, Beloniformes, Belonidae. The transcript has 39 exons.
UUUCCAAGUACCGGAAUCCGGAGCCGGACUGAUCGUUAUCACGCAUGGAUUAUGUCUUUUCUGCUGCUUUUUCUCUGUUUUCUUCUUAAAGGAAACUUUAUCAGCAACAGUUUUCAGGUGGGCUGUUUUCCGGCAUCAGAGCCAUGAUUCGUUACUUGCUAAGAUGGGCUGCUUUCAUUUGGACUGUGAAUCCUGUUCCUCACACUUUGGGAAUGGCUGUGAGUGAACGAGCAGAUGACCCGUGCCCCCCUCUGAACGUGGAGGAACACAGGUUUUCGGAUAUUUUAGAUCGUCCCCUGGAGAUCACAGGAUUCGAUCUCUCCGAAAAGUUUCUGCUCCGAAAGGGAACAGUCACAGAGGACCUGCUGUCGUUUCGAUUAGGAAGCAGCCCGCUUAUCAAGCCGACAAGAUUAAUAUUCCCAAACGGGCUUCCGAGUGAGUACUCCCUUGUUUCCUUGUUCCGGGUGAGAAGAACGACGAAGAAAGAUCGUUGGUAUCUCUGGCAGAUAUUUGACCAAUCAGGAGACAGUCAGAUAUCUGUUGUGGUUGAUGGCGCUAAGAAGGUGUUGGAGUUUUCUUUCGAGGGCCUCCAGAAGAACACGCUCCGCUACACAUUUAAGAGCCGCGACUUGCAUGUCCUCUUUGAUCGCCAGUGGCACAAGCUGAGCCUUUCCGUGCAGAGCAACAUUGCCUCCAUUUACAUAGACUGCAAGCUUGUAGAAAGGAGGCUGACUGAUGAGAGGGACAGCAUCGACCCCGGUGGGCGCACACUCAUCACUACUCGAAUUGAGGAUGGACGGCCUGUAGAUAUUGAACUGAAACAAAUGCUGAUCUACUGUGACCCUUAUAUGGCUGAGAUGGAAACCUGCUGUGAACUGUCAGAGACAACGUGUGGAGCCAAGAAGACAUUUAAUGGGACUUCCCCUCCCCCGGUUACAGUGCAGAUUCCCCUGAUGCUGUCUCAGCCAGCCCCACAGUCCAUUGACAGAUGUCAGUGUCCAGCUGAAAAGGGAGAUACCGGUCUUCCAGGAGUAGUUGGACUGUCAGGACAAAAGGGGGACACAGGAGAAAAGGGAGAACUUGGAUCAGAAGGGCAAAAUGGAAUCGAUGGAGAGAAGGGUCUGAAGGGAGACCCAGGGCCUGUUGGUCCACUUGGUCCCAGAGGAUCCAAAGGUGACGUCGGUCUGCCCGGUACACCAGGGCUGCCUGCCAACAAUGACUGUCUCAAAGGAGAUCAGGGUCCCCAAGGUGACAAAGGAGAAAAGGGAGCUGCUGGAGAGCCAGGUCAGCCAGGGGAACCAGGCAAAGAGGGCAAAAGGGGACGGAGAGGAAAGACUGGGGAGCCUGGACCCAAAGGCCUACCUGGUCCCGCAGGAACCGCUGAAGGGGCAAGUGUAAAGGGGGAGAGAGGGGAGUCUGGAGUCCCGGGGGAAAGAGGGGAGAAGGGAGAGAGUGGAGAUUCUGGUCAGCCAGGUGCUGAGGGGACCGGCGGCAUGAAAGGACAAAAAGGUGAUGUUGGACCUGCUGGUCCUCCUGGUCCUGUGAUGACGGCUCACGGAUUAAGACAGCUUCCUGCAACUGAUGAGAUGAGAGAAAAAACCCAAAAGGGUGAAAAGGGAGAUCAGGGGGAGAGAGGAGCUCAAGGGCCGCAAGGUUUCAAGGGAAGUACGGGGCCGCCAGGACUAAAAGGAGAUCAAGGACCGGAGGGGAAGUUAGGCCUGUCUGGACCCAUUGGACUCCCAGGACUCCCAGGAGAGCCAGGCUCACCAGGGGAGCCAGGGGUUCCAGGGAGAGAUGGCCUGAAAGGAGGAAAGGGGGACUCUGGUGGUGCGAUCGGGCUACAGGGACCUCCUGGUCCCAAGGGCGAGCCUGGAGAGCCUGGUGGGGGAUAUAUGAGCGAAGGCUUGUCGAUGACUCGAGGGUCUCGCGGGCCCAAGGGUGAGAGAGGUGUGCCAGGAUUGCCAGGAGACCAUGGUGAAAAGGGCGAACCUGGGGAGAGUAUUGUUGGCCCCGCGGGACCCCCAGGGAAGACAGGAAUUGAGGGCCUUCGUGGACCACCAGGUUUAUCAGGUCCUCCUGGAGUUCCAGGAAAAGAGGGCACCCCUGGUAGACCUGGCCCACGGGGACCUGCUGGACCUCCAGGUGAACCUACUGCCCUGCCUAUUGUUGGAGACAUGAGCACUUUGCUUAAGAACGCCUGCAGUUUGUGCCAGACGAGAGUCCCCGGUUUGCCUGGGCAGAAGGGAGAGAAGGGCUCCCCCGGAGUGCAAGGAGCAGAAGGCUUUGUGGGAGAAAAGGGAGAUCCAGGUAUAAGAGGUCCAAUGGGAAACCCGGGGAAAGAGGGCCCAAAGGGAGUAAAGGGAGAGAGAGGCUUUACCGGCCCUGCUGGAGAGAAAGGCGACGAGGGGCCAUCAGGGGCACCGGGACUUCCAGGUGUGACUGGUCGAACAGGGUCCCCGGGGAUCAUGGGUAGACCUGGACCAUUGGGCAAAUUUGGACCAAAAGGAGAAAAAGGAACCGAAGGACCUCCAGGGAUACCAGGGCCUCCAGUAAGUUCACGAUGCUUCAGCACCAGCCACUUGUUCAUAAUCAGUCAUAAAACCUCCAACAGGGUCAUACGUUGGCCAAGUCCCAAACCCGUCCACGUGUACAAAUUUGCUGCUAAUAGAGGCAAGCCUACUGAGUUCAAGCCAUCUGCACAACACUUGUGUGAUGCCCAGUCUCACAGCAUUUGGUGUAACAGGAAAAGCAUAACUGACAAACAAGUGCAAACAUGA